Molecule: messenger RNA, 18498 nt
Organism: Diachasmimorpha longicaudata
Lineage: Eukaryota; Metazoa; Arthropoda; Insecta; Hymenoptera; Braconidae
Exons: 7
Coding region: 1-17766 (5921 amino acids)
Source: RefSeq, a predicted model, not a curated record
AUGACUCCCCAAAGACGACAAGUUCGAAAUAGAAGCUAUCUCCCGGGCCGAUACAACGCGAAUUCCCCGUACCACCCCUCCAACAUUCAAAACCCUGGUUACCAUCCCGCACUCGCAAAAAGAUGGAACUUAUUUCAUCAUGCGACAGAGGCGCCCGUCAAUGCCUCGUCAAGCCCUUCUCCAAGUCCUCCAAGUACUCCAACGACUCCUGAACAUCCUCAAAACGUCACCAACACUUCGAGUAGUGAAAAAUCCCUGAACACGUCGACAAGUGCACCCCUCACCCCAGCUAACGAGGACUAUAAUAUCCUGAACAUCCAGAGCCGCGAUGUCCCACCCUGGCAAGUACCUGAAGACUCAAACCUGCAGGACCCCCUCCCCCUUCACGAAAAUUACGGCAUGAGUGAAUUGGACUCUCCAGAUGACCACCAGCAAAACCUCGAUAUCGAUGAAAAUAAAAAUUUUAAAAAUUCAAUGAUGACGAGUUCCCUGGACUCUUCCUCGAAAUUCAAACGCGGAUUCAGAUUACUCCCAGUUUCCAAUAAUUUAUAUGUCCUGAAGCAAGAUCCCGAGAUAUCGGAAUUGCCAAAUACCAACGACAAUCAGAAAACUGGAGAUCUAAAGCGUUCAAACCCACAAUUUGAUGAUGGGACAGCGGAUUUAUUGUCAUUCAAAGCUCACAUGCACCAUAGAGUUGAAGAUAUUGGGAAGACAUUUUUGAACAAGGAGAUGAAGAAAGAUGUUUUAUCGUCAGGAAGUGAAUCAAUUGGAGACAGUUUGGAGUCACUAGAUUCAGAUGGUUUCCGGGGGACAGUGGGCGAGUCGUCAGCCCUCGGGCAGUAUCUGGAGAAUCCCAGUAUCGGUCUCGGGUUGAAUCAGCCUGUGGAUGCUCUUGAGAGUCAAGAUCCACUCCUAAGUCCUCUGGAGUCCGACCCCGAGAAUGUGAAGAUGUACGAGAAUCCGUACGCCUCGGUGGAUUCUCCAGGAUCCUACUCAGGGUUCGACCCAUACCAGCCACAUCCCCUACUCACCAAGAGCCUCUACCCUUCGGAUCCGAAUUAUCAAUCCAACUUUUACCCUCCACCGGCCAACCGAUGGCCUGAGAGCUACCUAAACCCACCAGGUCUGAACAGCUUUGACGACAUUAAUCAGCCGUACCUCGCUGAAACGUACAACAAUAUCAUGACAAACAGCGCUGAUGACCUCGACAGAGGGCCCCGAGGCGACCCUGAAGACGGCCACUUAGGAUAUCUGGACAACUACGCCAGAGCAGUGAACUCCAUCAAUAAUCACUGGAAUCUCGCCCAGGAAGCUAGUGAUGGGGCUGACUCCCCACCUGCCGACACUAUCAGAGAGACACUCGUUCCAGUCAAUGACCAAGCAGUAACUUCAGAGGCGCCGAGACCCGAAGAAGAUCCUGCUAAAACCAACGGGACAUCGUUAGCCAUGGUGAUAGAACCGUUGACAGCGCAACUCCAGAAGCUGCUCUCCUCAAUUCAACAGGUCAACGAAAGGCUAAUGAGUGAUCAGGAAAAUCAUGAGGCGCCCAGUGGAUUAGAUUCUCUUCGUCGGAAGCGAGGAGCUGAGAAAACAUCCGCCCCUGCUGACGAAUUUUAUGAUGAUCUCGAUGACGACUCGGAUGAUGAAGAGGAUGUACGUGAGGAACGAUCAGACGAUGACUAUCAGGACGAAUCCGUCUCAUCCUGUCCGCCUGGAUUGUCCAGAACUGGAAAAAGAUGUUCUCUGCAGAAAGAGGAAUAUCUAAGACCCGCGAAGAACGACGAGAAAUUUGGUCCCUCACCUGAAGACUCGCAAAAAGAUUCAGUCAACACUUCUCGCCCCUCAGGGAUUCAGAAGAGUAAAAAGGAAUCGAACAGUUCGAUCAUGUCCUUCCUCCAAAAGACCUUCGGUACGGAGAAAGACCAAUCCACUCAAGUUCCAUCGAGAAUCACCUGGAAGUCAAUGGGACUGACGACAGAUCUUGAAGAGACGACUGUGGACACAGCUUAUCGAGAGCACUUCGUUAAUCCUGGAUUCCUGAAUGAUGUUGGUGAAGCUGUGGGGGCGCAAUCCACUCUGAUAGUGUCUCAUGAGACCACACAGCCCCCCAUAACCUUCAGAGUUCCUCUUUAUCCUGAGGAGGAGCAGACAAGGCCGCCAGAAGUCCAAGAGAUAUUUAAAUCCAGUCCUGAAGUCACGAUUCCUCCAGUGACUUCACCUAAACCAUCGGGGACCACAAAAGAAAAUACUCAGAACGUUCCAGCGGUUCAGGUAACUCAGGGAAUUCCUGGAAUCGACCGAAAAAUGCCGGGAGGUUUGAAUUAUGACUCCAUGAAGUCUCUGGAGUCUUCUGCGGAUAUCAAGGGUCAGGUUGAUAGCACGGUACCUCCCGCGGGUGAUCUGGAGACAAUGAAGGUGGCUAUUGAACCCCUUCCAGGAUCUCCAAACGAUAACGGCAGCCUUUCGACCCAAUUACUAAGAACUAACUCGAAGGAUUUGCUGAUAAAGUUAUUAUCUCCUGAGAUAAUUCAAAAUAUAACAGACACUGGAAUAAUUGUUCGAGUUCCGGGAGAAGCGAAUCUAAAAAGAACGGAGUCCUCUACUUUUUCGUCAUCCAAGAGUACAGAUACUGUUCAGGGAAAUUCCUUGUGGCUUUUUGAAGGUCAAGGGCACAUAAACCAGCCGCAAGAUAAAAAAGCUGUGGAGAGCCGCUCGGAUGGAGAUGUUCGUGACAAGUCUGGGGGAAGUGAUGCGAUGGUAGCAGUCGGGGAUGAUGAUGAAGAGGCAGGUGAUACAAAAUUAACUAUUAGACUACGAUUACCAGCUCGAAGUCACCCAUCUGCUCACAGUAUCCAGAAAGCAGUGAGAUCCAUUGAUGAUAGAUUGAAUCAGAAAGGAGGGGACUUGGUCCAGAAGACUCUGACGAAGAGGUCGGAACCAGUGGAAUAUCCCGAUGAAGAGUAUGAGGAAGACUAUCAGAAUCUUGAGAAACGAAAUAUCGAUAAGAGAGGGAAUGACUAUCUAGACGAUUUUGAAGAGGACGAGGCGGAGUUCGAGGACUAUGAUGACGAGCAGCCUGAGGAGGACUACAAAAACGAAGUGAAGAGAUCUGGGGAGACGUCGGGGGUGAAUCAGAGCUCUCAGGGGAAUGUUCCGAAGAUAGUUCUGCGGUUGAAAUUUCCAGAGUCCUCGGAGGCGGCGUCGGAUGUCAUGAAGAGGUCUUCCUCGAGAGAUAAGGAGAAGAAGAAGCAACAGGUGAUGAAGAAGUCCCCGAAGCCAAAUACCAGGAUUGGAAGAUCCCUCAAGUGGGUAAUGGAGGAGCCGGGGGAAAGAGAGGGUCGCUUUUCACGGGAAGCAGAUGUUCUAAACAACCCUAACAUGAUGAGAGAUGCCUCAACAGCUCAGGAAGAAUUUGCGACAGCUCCGGUUGAAGCUACAGCUUAUCGUCAUCUUGUAGAGAUGAUGAAGGAUGUCACAGACUCUGGAAGCCAAUCAACGAGUUCAAUAGAGGUCUUUACUUCGGGUGAAUUCAGUAAAACUUCUUCAGGUGAGGACUUGAAUGGGGAGAGCAGCUCCAGCGAGAGCACCUCUUCUACUACAGAAGGUGAGGUGACUUCACCAGCUGAAACGACUGAAGAGUUUUCCACAACGACUGAGGUUCUAGGAACCUCUACAGAAGUAUCAUCAAUUUCUGAAACGUCUGCAUCAACAACGGCCGAUUCGGGAUUGACGGUUUCAACAUCUGAAGCAUCGACAACGUUGCAAAUGGAACUGACUCAUUCGAAGCCCUUGAAAGGGACCACAUCAGGGAAAAAAACCUCGCCUCCUGAAACUAGUUCUCUCUCAACAUCAACUGAUGAAGAAACAACUAGCGAAUCGAUCAGUGCCUCUUCCACUGAUGUUUCUUCUACUGAAAGUUCAAGCACUGAACUAUCCUCAACAUUAUCAGCUCUUCCAGGAGAAGGUGUGACGAAUGAAAAACUCUCUAACAAUUUGUUUCUCACAUCUAAAAUUCCCAAGGAUGUGAUGGAAGAGCUAGAAUUAAUGUCAACAGGAGAAAAAAAAAUUGGGAACCGUUGGCUGUCCUCGACAUCUGAGACAACAACCCUCUCUACAAUUAGACAAACCCUUUCUGAUUUUUUUUCAACACUGACCAAGACAACUUUGACCUCAACAGAAUCUUUUUUGGGCAAUGGUUCUUCAGAAGACCAACGAACAUCUGAAUUUAUGGCAUCAUCAACGAAUGAAGAUCUUGAGUCCACAUUAUCUGGAAAUAAAUCAGCUUCGGAAACUACUGAGGAAGUUUCGCCGACAGAGAAGAUCUCUCCAUUCGUUAAGAUCAAAACAUCGAGAAAAAAUUCUCGAAUAAGCACAACUUCACUUCAAACUCCCGAAUAUACAGACGAUGUUUCCGUUGAAGGGAAUAUUUCAGAAUCUUCUUCAACGUCGUUAAAAGACGAAUCAGCUGCUUCGGAAGGAGGAAUACAACACAAAGGAAAAAAGGGACAACCGCCCGCGUCAAGGAUUAAACCUACGAGCCCUUCUGCUCCUAAUUCCAACGUACCUUCAGAAGAUAGUGAAACAUCGGAAUAUAGUUCGACGGAAACAUCUACAGAAGAGAACAUCUCCUUGGAAACCUCCAGAUCAGCAAGUAUUUUGUCAGGGAAAGCUAAACAACAUCAUUCAACAUCUGAUUUCCUCCCGGAAUAUACAACAAGGGAAAUUUUAUCUUCAAUCGAAGGCCAACGGACUUCUGAACUUACUGAAGAGACAACUGCUGUCACUGACGGGACAACAGAAGCCAGUAGUACAAACAUUUCAGGGGAAAUGAGUUAUACUACUGAAAGUUCAACUUUAACGGAGUUAUCCACUCCAGAAGUUGAUUUGACUGGAGGAACAUCCGAGUCAGCGGCCUCUUCAUCAUCAUCUGGAGCGCAAAUGACUAGAAUAAAGACCCCUCCCUCAGGAAAAUUAAAAUCUUCAUCAAAGUUAUUUCAAUCCCCGACUUCGGAAGUUCCUUCGGAGUCUUCGGAAACUGAAUCUUCACCUUCAGCAGAAGAAGAAAGUUCCAGUAGUACUUUUGGCUCCUCUGCGUCUUCUGAAGUCCAUUCAUCAGCUGAACCAGAAUCAACUUCAGAAUAUUCCUCCGAGUUAACAUCCGUUACGAUAUCCCCAGGGACAGAGGAAUCUACUUCAACUUCAGAGGUUUCAGUAGAACUUGGUAGCACAGAAGGCACGUCAUCAGCACCAAAAGAAGUAACGACACAAGGCAAUGCUUUUGUCACAUCAAUAUCUACUGAAUUAGAAGAGGAGGAAAUGAGCAGCUCUGAAGGAAUUAGUACCGUAACAAAGGUAUUACAACUUCUACCGAAAAAAUCCACCCCAUCAACAUCAAAUAAAAUCUUGAAGUCUACUGGAACGUCUGAAGACACAGCAGCGAGCCCAGAAUCCCCUGCGUCUCCAUCUCUUCCAAAAUUCCAUAAAAAAAUUUCAAAAUUGCCUCAAUCCACUGAAGAAACUCCAGAGCCGUCCGAAAGGUCUUCAGGUUCUUUAGAAUCACAUAAAAAAACCUCAAAAAAAAAUACGGCAUUUACCGAAGAAAUGUCCGACUCCACUCUCACUUCCACUUCCCUGGGAGGAAUAUCCACUUCACCGAUGCCUUCUGAAGAAUUCUCGUCUACAACUUCAGAGAAAGUUCGUACGAUUAUUGAGUUUACUAGAACAACAGUGUCCGAGAGUACCUCUGAGUUUCCAACUGAAUCAUCUACGAGAGUUGAGAAGACUACUUCCACACAAGUCAGUCAUCCAUCAAGUUCUGUUCCAGAAGUGACGUUGAUGUCGACAAUCACCCCUUACACAACGUCAUCAACAGAAGAAACUGAGGACACUUCAUCAAAUAUUUCAGGUAUCGAAGAGCUUUCUUCAACUCAAUCCUUCGAAGCCAAAGAAAAAGUUGAAAUAACUUCAGAGCAAACGUCAGAAUCAUCUUCGACCUCAACGGAGUCCGGAGAAUGGGAGACAGAGUUUUUUUUCAGCGAGACACCAGCAGAAUUUGAAGUACCUACUUCAACCGAGGAAGACAUUUUCGAAGACUACGAGGACACUUCUACGACUGGUGAAGAGAAGCAGACGAAAGAGAGCAUCUCCAGUUCUUCCAGUUCAAAAAAAUCCUCGAUUUUCGGAUCCUCAACUUCAUCUACUACUGCAAAACUUGAAAAAACUAAGAGGCCACAACAAAUUGCCGAAGAAACUUCCAAUUUCCAAGGAAUGACUGAAUUAGCUUCCACAUCGUUGAAUGAAAUGACCCCAUCGAUCACAGAAGUCUCAUCUUCAUCUUCAGAUCUCUCUAAAGAGUCGACGGAGGUUUGGAGUUCGCCUUCAAUUGAAACUUCCGAAGCGACGAUGGACAUGACAGUCAGUCUCCCUCCAGAAGAAACGGUGAAUUUCACCGGGAGUGAAGAAAUGGCUUCCACUUCAUUUAAUGAAACGACAUCAGUUCCGGAGAAAUCGACUGAAACUUCAGCAGAAGAAUCUCCUUCAAGUGAAGAACCAUCGGAAUCGGAAUUCACUUCCUCGACCGGGAAUAUGGAGAGCUCAACGACUGGUAAAUCACUAGAGACCUCGAUCAAAUUAAAAUCUUCAUCAGUUCCAUCUUCACUACCGAUUUCUGAAGUUUCUUCCGAGUCUACGGAAGCCUGGAGUUCGUCAUCAAGUGAACCUUCAGAAGUGACUGGAGAGACAAUGGAAAACAGCAGUAACGAAACUCCGGAAGAAACGGCGAAUUUUACGGAAAGUGUAGAACUAUCUUCCACUUCUUCGUGGUCUGAAAGUUCUAGUUCAGUUACAGAAGUGUCAGCCGAAACUUCUAUUGAACACUUCACUUCAAGUCCAGAAAUGUGGGAGUCAGGAUCUACUUCUCCAGCAACAGCCACUUCUGAAUUGUUAACUACAAUAAAAGCCUUCGAAACAACGGAAAAAUCAAUAUUUUCAUCAGUGACAUUCUCAUCUCCAACUUCUGAAGGUUCGACGGAGUCUACAAAUGUGGGGAGUUCUUCGUCAGCCGCAACCUCGGGAUUAACAGAAGAGAUAACGACGAUCAUCAGUGUUCAAACUUCUGAGGAAAUGUCAAAUUUUACGCGAAGUUUACCCUCAAGUUCCACUACCUCAUCGUUUGAAACUUCGGUUUCGACUGCGGAACAAUCAAACCAAACUUCUACGGAAGGAUUGACAUCAGCUGAAGAAACUGUUGCUUCAGUGUCUUCUUCUUCUACUACAAAAGGAGAGAUUUUAAAAUCUCAAACUGCUUCUACAGAACCUGGCAGCGAAGAAAUAACAGAAACCAUAAUUCCUGAAACUCCUGAAGAACCAAUGCACUCCACAGGGAGUUCAGAAACAACUUCAAUCCCGUCAACGGUUGGGGUGUCCAUCUCGACUCUAAGUACAGAAGAAUCGAUGCCAACCUCGACGGAAGAAGUUUCUUCAAGUGAAGAAGCUUUUUCAAGUGAAGAAGCUUCUGAAGUCGGUUCCACCUCUUCAUCUGCUCAAUCAAAGCCGAUGAAAACUACAAAGGCUCCAAAAAUUCCGGAGAAAUCAACUUCUUCUUUCCUUCCCUCCUCAGGAAGUACAAUCUUAGCUGAAAACGAAACGACUUCUGAAGUGACGACUCCUGAAACUUCAGAGGGAUUCACGACAGUCACCGAAAGGUUGUCAUCUUCUAUGAUUUCUUUAUCGAGUGAAACGGUAAUGUCAACCUCAGGAGAAUUAUUCCAAACCCCUACCUCUCAGUUUACUUUGAGGGAAGAGACCUCCGAGUCCGCUCCAAGUUAUUUGUCCACUACCUCAUCCUCUUCAAUUUCUGACAUUUCUCCGAAGUCUGAACAAAUCGAUACUCUUUUCCCUACACUUCAAACAAUUUCAAGUCCUCCGGCAACGUCAAUCAUCACUGAAGAAAAAUUUGACCUCGAAACUUGGUCACCAACUGAACCAUCUCACGUUGAAAAAACGACUCAUGAGCAGUUGACUACCGAAAAGACGGAAAUCGAAGAUUACGAAUCAGAAAUCGAGACUGAAACGGGUCUUCCUGAAGAAUAUGGCUCUGAGGAAGAAUCGGGCAGUGGCCAGUUGACUGAUUUUUUUGAGUACACGGACGAAGGCCUCACACAACCUUGGGGAACGUCGUCUUCACAGACUACGGCCCCUCCGACUUCUGAACAAUCAACUCAGAGUUCACCAACAACUGAGUCUGUUCAAAGUUCGCAGAUCGUUGUGGAGGUCUCAGAGGCGUUACCCACUACUCCUGGAGGUCUGUUAGCAUCGUCAGAACCACCUCCGAAGACGUCCGAAAUUCUCACGCCUCCAGCAUCAACAUCUGAGCUUUUCCCAAGUUCUGAAACGACUCCGGAGACGCUCACCACUUUGGAAAGCAGCUCAGGGAUAUCCCAAACAACUUCCGAAUUUUUUACGACCCCUGGAACAACCCCUGAGCUCAUUCACAGGCCUGAAAGUACCCAAGAGACUCCCACAACAUCGAAAAGCAGUUCAGAGGUGUCUCCAACGACUUCGAAAUUUUUUAUAACGACUUUACCUACUUCUGAGCUUUCUCAAAAUGUUGAAACGACCCUGGAAGUGCUCACAACUCCGGAACUCUCCUCACAAACUUGGGAAACUUCCACCUCCUCAUAUUCAACCCCAGAAAUAUCAACAUCUCCCUUUCCAUGGGAAACCCCAGAGUCAACUGAGCAACUGACCAGUAUCAUAACGGAAUACGAGUCGACUCCAUUCAUUACAACUCUAGCACAUGAAGAAGGAAUUACUGAACGAACGACCCAAGUGUUCACUUUAGGAGAUACUGAAGGCAUCGAGUUGACCGAAUCUCUACCCGACUUCGAGGAAGGAUCAACCACUCCAGGAUUUGGAGAGAAAGAGAUCAAAGUGGAGUCAACCACAGAAUUUGUGAUGAACAUCACCAUGCCCACGUUCCUGGAACGCCCUGAAGAGCCUAGCGAGGAUUAUGAUGAAGAAUUUUCAGUCCCCGAGGUCGAGACGACCCUCUCGUUCGCUAGUUCGAUGGAGACUGUUAUUCCCCAAGACUUUUCGACAGAGAGUGAGUCUGCAGUGAGAACUCCCUCGCAGGAACUGGAGGCGUCAACAAAAUUUGGUCCAGGAACAGAGAUCAUUGUGUCGUCUGUAUUUCCAAGCGAGUCUACGAAGCCAUUAGCGACUGUAGAGGAUUUUUUUUCAGUGGAAACGACAACUUCAGGGUUUAUGGAAGAUACUCAGUCAGCGUCUUCAAUAGAACCUCUUGAAACCAGCUCUGAGGAGGGUCUUUUUAUUAGUUCUGAAGAGCCGAUGAGCAUGAUCACUUUCGCGGAGCCAACGUCUGGUAUUUCUAGUGUGUCUUCCACUGAAGAAUAUGAAACAUCGUCUUCAAGAUUCUUGGAGACCCUCGUGACGGCAUCUCAUAAGCUCUCGUCAUUGUUUCCGAUGUUUUCUUCAGCUUCAGCAUCAACAAUUACUGAAGAAGAAACAUCUCAUGGAGAAAUAACAGAAAAUACAAGAGAAGAAGCAUCAGAAAGGACAGAGGAAGAAUCAUCGUCUGAAGAAACAUCAGAAAGCACCGUUGAAGAAUCCUCACCUGAAGACACAUCCGGAAAUACAGAAGAAGAGGAAUCCCAUGAAGAGGAAGUUCCGAAAACGCCGGAGACACCGAUGAAUGAUGAAGAUCAAUUGAAAAACGCGGAGAGAGAACAGUUAGAGCGUCGUAGGAAACUCGAACAAAAGAUGAAAGAUCUGGAAGAGAAAGAAAAAGCUCUAUUAGAACGUGAAGCUGAGCUGCGUCGUCGUCAGGAAGAGUGGGAGCGUGAAAAAUUACGUCGUCAGCAAGAGAAGGAACGCCUCGAGGAGGAAAAACGUCAGAAAAUGCUGACAACAAUCAGAACCACUACAACCACCACCGAAAUCCCCACAACGACCAUUGACUACGAGAAGUUGAAGGAACUCGAAGAAAUGAGGCAGAAACAAGCGGAAUUGGAAGACGAACUUGACCAGAUGGAGAAGGACAUAGAUCAGAAGGAGCAGGAGCUUGAGGAGAGGGAGAAGGCCCUGGAGGAGGAAGAGAAAAAACACGAGCAGGAGAGGAAGGAAUUCGAGGACAUGUGGAAUGAAGAGAAGGAGCUCGAGGAGAAGGAGAAGGAGCUGAAAGACAAGGAGAAAAAAUUACUGGAAAAAUCAUCAUCAACUCCGAACGAAUUUUCCACAACCGGUGAGGAAAGUGCAUCAACGGUGAAGUUCUCCAGCACUGAAGGAUCCUCAUCCUCUGAUGGACUUGAAACAUCACUUCCACGGGGUGAGGGCGAUGAACAGGCGGACGUGUCAUCAGGCGACUAUGUCUUCGAUGAAAACGAAGAGGUGUGGAAGGAGAGACCGCCUUCCGACACCGAGAGGAAAUCUGAAGAGGAGUACGCAGGUGGCUGUUCCAGUCCAGAGCCACCAGAUGCUCCAGAAUCAAGAGUUCCUGAAAACGACGAAGUGGAGUCCGAGAAGAAAGCAGUACCCGAGGAAAGCAAACGCCUGACCGAGUCGCCUGACGCAUUUACGAAAAAAUAUUGUCUUCAUGUUCUAGACGAGGCGAUUGAUCCCAGAAAGAUUGACACCGACAAAUACGUCACUGAAGUCAUGUGCAUGCCUAACUUCAAGCAGCUGCGGAAACAGCGAAAACGAGCACAAAACCGAAAUGCUCAACGGCGAAGACUGAUGAGCAUCCAGCAAUCGGCCACGAUCCCAGUGGAUAUUGAGUUUAAAGUGAAGAAGAGAUCUAAAGACAUCAUUCAUGACUUGAAGAUCAAGCCGAUAGCAUCUCUUGACCUGAUGCAUGACGAGUGGUUGCACAAUGACACAACGAUGCGUCUCCACACACCUGUUGGCUUCACCAGGGUCUACGAAAGCUGGUCAAGAGUUCCCAUUGAGCCCUUCACCUUCAUGGAGGACUUCACUAGGAAAGGAUUUCCCGUUAGAGACGAGACCUUCAUGAGGAGUAAUUUUAAGGUCAACAAGUUUGAUCAGAGAAUUCAACCGACGCAGGUGAACAGAUUGACGAAUGAUGAGUGGGUGGAGGUUCCUGUUGAAAGAGAUCGAUUGACAGAUAAGUCUGCACCUGAUGAAGAUGAAGAACAGGAUGAGGAAGGAGAUAAUAAAGAAGAGAGUGGGACGAGGAAUGAGAAAGAAGACCAGGGAAUGCGGAAGAGAAAAGUACGAGGGGAUGACGAGGACGAUGACUCCGGAGUACCAACCGAAUUUCCUCCGGAGUACGAGGAGAAUUGUCUUCUUCAACAGCAGGAGCGCCUACAAAAUGAACGCUCGGAUCUCGAGGACGAGGAGGAAGAUCGGAACGAUGAAGAACAAGUCUUUGUAGAGCCGGAGGAGAACAGUGGAGGAGACAAUGGAAACGAAGGAGCAGUUGACGUUGAAGAUGGGAAUGAUGAGAGCACUAUUUCACCACCAGAUAAUGGAGACGAUUCUGAAGAUGCCAUCAGCGAGAAUUUGUCAGAAAAUAAUGGUGGAACCACAGAGGGUUUCGAGAGCAAUCGAGAACCAGAUGAUCAUGAAAAAAAUAUUUCUGAAGAUAAUUACAACGAAAAAGAAUCUGAAGAUCUGGAUAAUGCUCAUUCUAAUGGUUCUGAAAGUACUGGAGUAAUAUCCGGAACAUCUCCACUUCCUGCUCCAGAAAUAACAAGUUCCCCUAUCCUCUCAUUGACGACUUCAGAGCCAUCAUUACCAAUGUCUUCUUCCAAAGCCUCUCACCAAUCCCAGACGACUCCGUCUCUUCCACUAACUACAGAAGGUGAUUAUGGAGACGUUGAGUACGUGACAGAUGAUUCUCUUGAACCGCCUGAGGACUACCCGGAUCAGGAGGAGGACAUUCCUGAAAAUGGCUGGGAGGAUUACGUUGACGAGUCCGAAAGCAAAGGUGAUAUGAAAAAACGCGAGAGAACUCUGCGAAGCUCUCUGCAGUCCCUGAUAAACACCAAAAAAAUGCUGAUGGAUAAAAAAAAGUCCUUAUUACGUCGUGAAAACUUGUUGAAGCAAAAAGAGAACAUCCUGAAGCAGUCAGAGGCCGGCCUGGAACACUUGAAAGCCAAGAGGUCCAGAAGAAAGACAAGAAAAACUCGCAAGCAGGUGACAUCGUGGCCGACCGAGGGCACCGGCAGGUAUCACCUGGGAGGCUUCGAAAAGUGGCAAUCAGGACUUCUUGAAGAUGUUCCCCAGGAAUUUCGGAAGAACAAACAGACCUUCACAGUCAACGUUCUCCAAUUAGACUAUGACGAAGAGGAGGAGAACCACAAGUUGAAGUGCAAUGAACCAGAUAAAAGUGAUCUCAUUAUCAAUCAGGGAUUGGUGACCAAAAAAAUUGAGGACACGACGUUGAAGGGGACCUCAGUGAAUGCUGAACACGUAACGAAUGACUACAAACUUCGUUACGACCCGAAUGCCGAGGCAGAAGUCAUUGCUAACGAGAAGUCGUCAGGUACUCCUGGGGCAGAUGGAGACCUAGCGAAAGGGAGGAAACAAUCGAAGAAGACGACCAGGAGUCGAAAGCCACCUGGUACGCAAUGGCCUACGGAGAUGACGACGGUGUUUCAUGUGGGUGGGACGAAAUUUUGGGACAAAGAACGAACUGCUAUUCCGGACGAUAACAGUUUCAGGCGGAGAAAUGUCAGAGGCUUGAAUUACUACGAAAAUAAUGAAGAGGGUGAGACGUUAGACGACGGGGAUGAACGCGAGGAAUACGCUGAUGAUGUUGGGACCACUUGCAUGAGACUGCUCCUCAGAAAAGAGGAUGCUAAAAUGUGGGGGCAGAAGAGGGAUGCCGAGGAGCAGAUACAAGCACCUGAGGAUGAUUAUUACGAUGACCUGAUGCCACUGAAGCCUAAAUUAAGGACCAUCAAGUCCAUAACUCAGUUAUCGGCUGACGAGGCUCCUAAAGACGUUGAAAGAAACUCCAAGAAAGUGCGGAGAUCAGAAGACACAGGGGUGCUGUUAGAUUCUCCUGAGCUGAUGACUCUUCCGGAGUAUCAGGAGGCAGUGAAACUCGAAGAUGUACCUAUACAAUCUAAAGCACCAGGUCUGGAUGUGAAGAAUCUACCGGUGUUGAUCAAAGUGAAUAACACUAAGGUGAUUAGAAUGACCAAUUUCGAUCGCCCACCGAAGGAACUCUAUGUCAUGUACAGAUGUGGACCUCCGGAGGUGGUCGCUGUAUUCGAUCCAAACACCGAUCUUCCUGAAGUAGGAAAAUUAGAUCUCCCUGCGAUUCCCCCAACCCCUGCCAGCCAGGUCUUGAAUAGUCAAAACCGCAGGGAAAAUUAUAAACUCAAGUACAAAACAAUUUUUCCCUUCGAUCGUGCUCAACUUUCAGAAGUUACAGCUUCUCCGAUUUCGGCGCACAUUCAUGGAGAGGUGAAUCCUUCCUCAGGGUUAUCGAAAAGGCACUCAAGGAAAAAAAAGAAGAGGAGAAAAGGUAGGAGGAAGGAUCACAAGCGACGCAAGAAGCCCCGCAACCCCUGGAGGAGAAGGCAGACCUUCAGUUUGUCUGAGGAUCUCCCUCCCGGGAACCUUUUGAAUACCUCACACCAAGUAUCCUCCACUCCACACGAGAGAUUUGGAAGGUCCUUGCUGUCCCUGCAGGGGUCCAAACGAAGAGCGAAAGUAUUGAAACACCAUAAGAAGUCUCAUCACCCCAGGAAGCCAAAGCCCAAGGGGCAGAAAACCAAGAAAGUCCACAAGCGGGAAACUCUUCCUUCGGUGCACAAUCCCCAAGGCUCCAGUCAACCGCAGGGUACCCCUCAGAUGAUAAACAACGUCCUGGGGAUUGUCAAACCCCCGAACCCUAAUCUUCCCCACAAAUCUAAAAGCCCUAGAAGCAUCCUCGACAAGAUGAAGCAGGUCAUCAAUAACGUUAUGGGCAACGACAGCUCCCACACUCCUGAGCCCAAUGUCAACAUCAACCCAGAUGAAGAGGAGGCAGAUGACGGGUAUACCGAGAUUGUCCACCAGUCGGCGGCCAGAUUCAUGCCGACGGAAGACGUUUCACCGUCUCAUCAUCACAGCGGUCGAAGGCACCACAGGAAAAAGCAUCGGCAUCAUCAAGCGGCCCAUUCCCCGCAUCAUCAUUCUCACUCGUAUCAGCAUCAUCACCAACAUCACCACGAGCACGAGCCCAAUCACGCGAAAAGUCACUCGAAAUUUCAUCACAAAAGUGAAUCCCACUCGCAUCUUUCAAGAGAGACGGGUCAUGGUGAAUCCUCGGAAAGCAGAAGAGAUGAUGACCAUAAAUCAUCAUCGCCGAAGGUUUCCUUCACCAAACACAAGCCCUCAGCUUCUCGGGAUGUGCUAAAACCCGUGAGGGUCACUCAGAACGGCCAGAAGCCUCUCAACAUCAGCGGCAUAAUUCCGACGGUCAAAAAUUUGGUGGAGAAUCAGAAUCUGGGGAGUUUGGAGAAGAUAAUCGUUUACGUCGACAAGACGGAGGGGUUGAGGAAGAAGAAACGCAGAACCGACAAGUUUCCCGUCAAGAUGACGGUUGAACAGCCUGAGAAGAAGAAGAGAGGGGCGAAGAGGUCAAAAUCACCCAACAAAUCGAAUCUGGAGGAAGUGUCCUUCGACGGUGAAAGUUUGGACGAGAUGAUAUCCCACGUGGCUGAUAAAAUCCUAACUUCAGUAUCCGGAUCAUCUCUUCAUGAUCUAGAUCCUCAUCUGUCUGUCAAGGUCAUUCAGGAGGUGCCUGACGGCGCAGGUGAGGCCCAUGAGGAGACAAAAUCCGAGUUCUCGAUCAACUUAUUGGAUACGAAUAUAAAAAAACCGGAACAAUCCCGGAAGAAGAGUUCGAGGUCAAGUAAGACAUCUUCGUCAGCUCGUCUGACUUCGGUCUCCAGCCAACGGAAGAUGAACCUGAAGGGGACUGCGGGAAAGAAGCGGAACCUGUGGAAGAGUAAAAUCAAGAGGGAGAGCAUCAUCGAGGAGAUCACGAAGAAACUAGAGAAGGAGUUGAGGAAAAAAUUAAGUAGAACGCGAAGACGAGUCUCGGUGGAGAGUGUGGAAGACUCGGGGAAGCCUCUGCCGCAUCACCUGGACGACUUAGAUGAGAAAAUCCGAAUUCUCUACGGGAUGCAUCACAGGAAGGAUGCGAAGGGCGGAGGGAUAAAUAAGAAGAAGAAGAGGAGACAGAAAAAUCACAAAAGGUCCAAGAGGGAAGACGACUGGAGAUUGGACCACCUUGACUCCAAUAUUUUCGCCACUGAGAAUGACAAAAAAUCGUUGAGGGGUUUGAUAGAGCAGAUCAUCAAUCUUCAGAAGAACGUCAACACAACCCUGCAGAUAAUCAGGAAACGAUUAGACGAAUCUCCUGAUAUUAUAGCUCGGAAUCUGACACGACGAAUGAUCACAAACUCUUCUUCAGGAAAAAGCAAACGACAACCUCAUAAAAAAUCUCAAAAACAGAAUCCGAAAAAAGAUAAGGGUAAGAAGAAAAGCUCUAAGACAAAGACGACAAAAAAACCCACACCCAAGCCUGAAAGAAAAACUGACAAACCCAAGAAGAAGACACAUCAGAAAACAAAGGCCCCAGGUUCUAAAAAAAAACUUGACAUAAGUUACGGUGACGCCCAGAUAGACAAAAUCGGUAACGAGAUUCAGGAGAUUCUGAAGGAGGAGGGAGAGGGGAAGAUGUCUAAUAAAAAAAAGAAAACGAAUCGGCGGAAAAGUCGAACGCUCAAGGAAAUCCCUGAGGACGAUUGGGAUACCCUAAAAAUCGGUCGUCAUCUUUGCUCGAAGGAUAUUCACGAUCAGAAGAGAAAAUCGGUGCGAAAGACGUCUAAAUCAUCGUCUAAAAAAAGUCACUUGACACAGAAAAAAAAAUCGAACGCCAAAAAAUCGACGUCAACAUCAAAAAAAGUGAACAGAAAUUCUAAACGAAUUGUUGAACACGAAAAUAAAAAUAUUGGUCAGGUGAUACAUGCGAAUUCAUCUCUAAACCCCCACACAUCGAUCGGAAAUGCAUUACUAACCGGUCAUUUCGGCUCUAAUCGUUCUGACAACUGUGAGGGAUGUCUCUGUGACCUGGAGGAUGUUGUCUCGAACCUCCGCAAGAUGCUUCUAAUGAGGAACGACCUCCUGGACAGAAUAUCGACGUACAGCUGCCAGAAAUUCAUCCGAAUCGGUGAUGAAUUGAUUCUGACGUCCUCCGGAGUUCUAGGAGAUGUUCUUCCGAGGUCUCGUAGGCAGAUUGCUGAAGCCAAGGGCCUGAAAUACAUCAAACCCGGGGACCUAGAGGAUCUACUCCAGGGCGACGAGGUCAGGGAUCAUGAACAUGAAAUCCUGUCCUUUCCCGGAUCAGACCUGAAUAUUCCCUGCAAUCGUGAGGGGGAGGAAAUUACCUGGGUCAUGAGCAUCAGUCGACCUAAUUAUACAUGGACCAGGGUGGAUAGCUCUCCUAUUUCUGGAACCAUCCGGAAAAACGGAAACCUCGAACUAUACGAUGUUGAUGCAAAAGACGCUGGGAAUUACUCCUGCAUCGUGACGUACAUUGACCCAGACAACGAGGAGCUAGUGGAGAACAUCUACCAGCACACCAUCCAAAUUGUGACCCUUCCUCGUUACUCCCUGCGAGGGGGAAACCGUUACAAGAUGGAGAUCUGCGAAGAACCAGAGCUAGACAUUUUGUCUGUCUAUUUGCCCUCGAAACUCAAUGAGGUCCUCUGCAAGAACUCCAUCUGUGACGCAUUUAUCUUCGCCCCGCACUGUCACAGUCAUCAAGUGUCCAUCCGAGUACUCGUUGUGCCCACCAAUCCCUCAAAAUUAUUCCCCAUUAGUUCAUCGCAAUGUGGUCUGCGAUGUCGGAAGGCUGUGCAGGACAAAUUGGCAUUUUUGCUGAGUCAAAAUCUGCGAAUUAUUCUGAGAAAAACGAUUGUUUUUAGGUUGCCCAAUCGUCUCCAGGACAAGCUCGUGCCAAUCGAGAGUAGAUUGGUGGAUUUUGAAGGGGCAAGAGGGAGAAGAGCUUAUGAUAGAGCCAAGAGAAAGGACAGGGGUGAUGCUGAUGGUGAAGUUGGACUUCUUGUUGGGUGUCCUGCUGGAUACGGCCUUGAUAAUAGUCAUUGUGUUCCUUGUUCACCACAUUACCACAGCCAGGAUCUAUCGGCGAGGUGCAAAAGAUGUCCUCUGGGGACCCACCAGCCUAGCAUUGGCUCCAGAGUGUGCAGAUCUUGCACGAAUCCUUUCGUAGAUGGAUGUUAUGAUAUGCUCUGGACGACAUCAUCGAUCCUCCUGACCCUCCUCGCCUCCCUCGUAGCAGUGAUUCUAGUCUGUUUGAUCGUCCUUUGGACCGUUUGCUGUGGAAAACGUCGGAAGCCCGAGAAUUUUUUGACGAAUGAGACCGAGAAGUCGAUAAAAGAGCCCCUAAUUCCCCCCCUAGACAGUCAAUCGGACCUCGAGGAGCUCCUCUGGGAGAGGCCCAGGAAAAAGAAAAAAAAAUUGGUGAAACGCUUCCUCAGGGCCAAGGACGAGGACCAGCCCCUCGUCUAUGGAAUUAAUCUUUUGCCGAAGAAAAAAACUGAAAAAGGUCGGGAGAAAGUUAAGACAAUCCCCGUCUGCUGUAUCGACUCUUACAGAUCUCACGGGGGCCACUGCCCAGAGUGCAAACAUCCUUACGUUACUAAUCAUGGAACCAGAAAGGCCCAUGGGAGGCCCCCAGUGCCUUUCCCUGAUUUUGACAGGUGACAGAAAAUUAAUCGAGAGUUGAAGAAAAAAUACUUCUCAGUGAGAAAAAUUUCUGAAUGACUCAGAAUUAGAAUCCCAAUAAUUGACAUUCCGAGGGAAAUUGCAGCACUUCCGAUAUCUUUGCAUUCUUUUAGAGAAGUUUUUAUGUAAAGAUAUUUCGUGCUGAGGGGCAUCCGGAGAAAUGCAGAGACUUGAGGAGUUCAUUUAGGAUUAUUUUUAUGUCCAAGAAUUUUAGGUUUUCAUAUUUUUUAUAUAGGUGUUCAGUAAACGAGGUACUGAAGGAACUACUUUUAUGAAAUUGGGGGCUGUACUUUUGUAAGGAUAUUAGGAGAUAGUGAGGAUUUUUUUACUGAAUAAAAAGUUCAAGUUUUAUUAUCUUUGAGAAUUUAUCGCCGGCCCUGUGACACUGAUUUAUUUAGUACUUGGUAUAUACAUGGUAGGAGAGUGUGAUGAGCUAGAGGGCACUUUCUUAUAGACUAUUCCAGUGGGAAUUACCUGGAAGAGAAGGAAAAAUUCCCUGGACAUUAUUUUAACCAAAACAUCCAUAAUAUUUGUUCGUCAUACUCUACUGGAAAAGAUAUAGAACUUACAAGUUACUUAAGCAUCUGGUGGCGAACGAUGAGGAAAGGUGUAGCAAAUCCACUUCCAAAGUACAAGAUGAAGUAGAGUGUCAACUUGUACCUGUUAUUAAUUGAGAAGGGCAAAUUCUGGAACAAAACAAGUGAAGAAAAA